Messenger RNA from Talaromyces amestolkiae, 1944 nucleotides. RefSeq lists its product as uncharacterized. Gene Ontology annotation, cellular component: nucleus. Lineage: Eukaryota; Fungi; Ascomycota; Eurotiomycetes; Eurotiales; Trichocomaceae. Gene Ontology annotation, molecular function: DNA-binding transcription factor activity; transcription cis-regulatory region binding. The coding region runs from base 1 to 1944 and encodes 647 amino acids. The transcript has a single exon. The record is from RefSeq and is a predicted model, not a curated record. Gene Ontology annotation, biological process: regulation of DNA-templated transcription.
AUGGCCCGGAAAUCCGACGUCCCCAUGUCGGAGCCUGCGAAGCGCACGAAAAGAAAGCGUAUCUGGGAAGAUAACGAUGGUGAAGCUACACCACCACCUUCAGCUCAAAGGGUGAAGAUCAAGGACAGACUAAGCAUCAAUCAGCUCUCAAAUGACAAAGGGGAGUCGGAAAAUGGCGCAUACACACAAGGAAGCACCCCUUCGGAGACUCCUUCUGGCAAGACCAAACGCACCAACAGAGGCAAACACCUUCCACCGGGAUUCCGACCUGGACACGUCAGUUCGACCAAUGACAAGAGAACCGGUCUUUUCAGUCCUGAAGAAAUCGAGGCUCUGGAGCAGUACAAGCUUUGGUUCUGUAACUAUUAUCACAUCACAGCCGAUGUAUUCGAUGCCUCUAUACAAAGCGCGAAAAGUAGCAAAAAUGGUAUAUUCCUACAAGACAGACCACCUGUCGAUGAAAGGUCAUUUUGGCAAGAAAUCUACGGACAAAUCCCAGAUCGUGACAGAAGGUCUAUCGCCCGCUUUUGUCGGCGUCAUUUUUCGAAUGCAUACAAACCGCACCAGUGGACUACGGCGGAUGAUGACGAGCUCGAACGUCUUCAUUCAAUGUAUGGCACUAAAUGGGCAAUCAUUGCUCGUGAUAUGGAGCGGACGUAUGAUGAUGUUGUACAGCGGUGGAAGAACAAAGUCGAACAUCGACAUACUAUGAAAAUGGGGCCAUGGGAUGACGACGAGAUUGAUAAACUGAUUCAAAACCUCGAAGACACACGCAAGGCGUGGCUCCGGUUAGGGAGAACGAAAGAAGAUAUUGGCAAGGAUAUCUAUGAGUUGCCUGAUGAACUUAUUGCCUGGGGAAAAAUUAGUGAACGAUUCGAACACACGCGCUCGCGCCAGCAAGUUGCUGAUAAGUGGCGGAAAAUUAAACGAAUCGUCUUGGAACGUCGCGCAGAUGGGUAUGAGGAUGCGGUAUGGGAAUCUUCUCUCCAACCGAAGGGGGGGAAGAGAUCGAAGUCUAGACCGGUGUCCGUUGAGAGCGAGAAGCGGGUUUUUAUAAGCAAUGAAAUGGUAGAUUCGUCCGAUGAGGAUGAAGAUCAGAAUAAGAAGGAAACAGAGGACGGGAAGAAGAAACGAUCCGCCAAAGCGAAUGGCACAUCUCAGCCUAAGGUCAACGAGAAGGUCAACGAGUCCGCCGAUGAAUCAACUGAUGAGUCCUCUGAUGCGAGCUCCGAGGAUGAUAGCGAUGAUAGUUCCUCUGAUGAAAAGAGUAAAGCAGCCAAAAAUAGCGACAAGGACGACGAGGAUGACGUCGUCGAUGAAUCAGCUGGCGAUGAAACCCCUCUCCCUAAAACGAACGGUUACCAUGCGGCCUCAGACAAUGAGUCCGUCGUCCCAGAAUCCCAAGCCGAGGAAUCCGAAGCAUCUCCAUCCCGCAGCUCCAGUCCCGAAGCAGAGACAAACGGACACACAGCAGCCAAAGGCAGACAGCCCUCCGAAGAACUCGGCCUUGAUCCCGUCUCCGCUCCCGAAGCCCCAGAAGUCACGAAAGCCGAUAAAGAUACCCGAGCUAGCGAAGAAGAAGAAGAAGAAGAAGAAGAUGAUGAUGAUGAUGAUGAUGAUGAAGAAGGCUCAGAAAGCGCGGACCAAGAGGUCCUCAAACCUCUCACCACAUCCUCUCAACCAAAACCCUCACCCGCAUCCUCACCCGCAAAACCGACAAAAUUGCACCUCAUCAAACAAGAAGAAAAACACUCCUCCCGUCCCCAUGACAGCGGUAGUGAGAGCGAAAGUGACGACGACGAGUCGCACGGCAGAUCAUCAUCCGGCUCCGGCUCCGACGAUGACGAUGACGACGACGAGGAGGGCGACGAUGAGGAGGAACUCUCGCCUGAAGAGAUUGAGAAGAAGAUUUUCAAGUUUAAGCAAGAACCUGAGGAUGAUUAA